GCAUUUCUCUGUUUUCAUGUCUUUCAAAGGACAUAUACUUGUUUCAAAAUGAGGCUGGGGAAGAAUAUGCUUCUAAAACUCUUUAGUAUAAAACCAGCUUUUUAUUGUAAAUGCUUGUCAUAUAUAUUUACAUUGCAUGAAAGGUCUUAAAAAGGUUGAAGUCUGAUACAAGUGCUGACUGCCGAUAGGAGUCUGCCAAUCUGUAUUGUGGUUUGUACUUAGACGUUCUUAUUGUUGAAAAAAUGACAGUUGGAAAGAUGAUGACAAGUGUCUUCUAAGUUGCUUUUUUUUUUUAAUGAGUGUUUUGGAUGGCAUGGUUAGCUUUUUGUAAAUUUAAAGUGUGUAUGAAUUCCUUAGCAUGAGACAAUGUCUACAUGUCUAUACUUUAAAAUGUUAAGUCGCUAAGCCUUGUACAGCUCUUUUGCGACCCCAUAGCCUGUAGCCCACCAGUCUCCUCUGUCCAUGGAAUUUCCCAGGCAAGAAUACCAGAGUGGGUUGCCAUUUCCUUCUUCAGGGGAUCUUUCCAACCCGUUUCUCUUGUGUCGCCUUCAUUGCAGGCAGAUUCCUUACCACUGAGCUACCAGGGAAGAACAUGUUAACAGUGUUUUUUUCUGGAUGAAUAGAUUCUAAGUGAUUUAAUUAUUUUUUCUUCUGAGUUUACUACAGUGACAUAUAUUAAUUUUAUCUGCAGUUUUUUUAAGUGAGGAAGAGGACUUGAGUGAAAAAUUGUAUGUUCAGAAUCUUCCCAUUAAAAGAGGAGGACUAGUGAGCAAAUGUGUGUAUGACAUCCUUAGGUAAAAAGCCAGAGUUCAUCAGGGCAGUUAUACACACAAAAGGCACAUAAAAGCAUUUGCUGAAAUGAAGGGUGGUUAGCAUUUUUGGUCUUGAGUGGGCAUUUUACCAUCUUGCUUAAAGGAGGCCCUGUAAACUUUUGGAUAUUGUUCAGCCCUAGGUAGGACUCAAACAUUUCCUGAUCAAGGUAAUCCUGUUGUUUUCACCUGACAGUCUGAAUCCAAGCCAGCUUGCAACAUUAAUUCUAAUGCCAUGCUUGGUUUCCUUGCUUUUUUGAAAGAGUUUGAAGUGUUUGAAAUGCUUGGCUGAGAGUUUUCAGUGUUCUGUCUGAUAAGUGUAAAACAUUUAGAACAUGAAGCAUAAAGCUUUCAGCUGUGUAAAUUCUGUACAAAAGAAGUAUUAGAAAUAAGUCUUAAGAUUUUAGUUUAUUACAUAAAUAUGAAAACAGUUGUUUAUUUUUUUUAAUACACUUGAUGGGGUGAGUUCAGGGAAUGCUAAUUUGCAUUGUUAGAUGAGGCAUUAUACAUGUUGACAUCAUUUCUGCAAAUAUAAUGGUUGUCAGUUUCUUUGAGUGAUUCCCUCACCCUCCUCCCAGUUGGUGGCUGACUAAGGACUGGGAGCAAGAUGUAACUUGCUGGUGACAGUGAUUAGAAAUGAAGAUUUAAUCACACAAUUGUAAACCCAGAAGUCAGAAGACACACUGUUUCAUUGCUGGCUCUUCUACUUAGUUGACUUCACUUUCAAUGAAUUUGUUUCCUCCUCAGUAAAAUUGGAGUAGAUUUGAUAGUAGCCCUUCUAUCUACCUCACAGGAUCGUUGUGAAAAUCAAAUAAAGAAAAUUCGCAGUAAAUUCAGCAGCAUUUUAAGUGUAUGAUUACAUUAUGUAUAGUGCUGAUGAUUUGUUACUAUUUAGUAGGUAAGUUGUGUCCGACUCUUGUGACCCCAUGAGCUGUGUAUUUCCAACAUUCUCCUCUGUCCAUGGUAUUUCCCACGCAGGAAUUCUGGAGUGGGUAGCUGUUUCCUUCUUCAGAGGCUCUUCCCAACCCAGGGAUCAAACCUGAGUCUACUGCAUUGGGAGGCGGUUUCUUUACCACUUCCUCCUAGGAAGCCCAGUAUUGAUAUACCCAGCACUUAAUAAAGCAGCAAAAAUAGGGAUCUUCCUGACCCAGGGUCCCAACCUGUAUCUCUUGCCUCUUCUACAGUGCAAACAGAUUCUUUACCAUUGAGCCACCUGGCAUAUUUCACCAUCCGUGAAAACUUCCCUGUAAUUCAGUUUUCCUCACUCCAGUAUUAAGAAUUACACCAAAUUAAAAAGAUAUGAAUGAGUAUCCUAAAAAAAGAAAAAGGAAGACUUUACAUCCUUCUCGUUAUUCAGAUUCCUCUGGAAUAAGCAGAAUUGCAGAUGGAUUCAAUGGAAUUUUUUCUGAUCAUUGUUACAGUGUUUGUUCUAUGAGACAACCAGACUUAAAAUAUUUUGACAACAAAGAUGAUGAUUCUGAUACAGAGACAUCAAAUGAAUUGCCAAAAUUUACAGAUGGAAUCAAAGCCAGAAACAGAAAUCAAAACUACUUGGUUCCCAGUCCUGUACUUAGAAUUCUAGACCACACUGCCUUUCCUGCAGAAAAAUCUGCUGAUGUUGAAAUUUGUGAUGAAGACUGUGACUCCCCUGAAUCAGUCCACCAGCAAACCCAGGAGGAGAGCCCCAUAGAAGUUCACACUGCUGAAGAUGUUCCAAUUGCCGCAGAAGUGCAUGCAAUUUCUGAAGACUAUGAUAUAGAGACAGAAAACAAUUCCUCUGAGAGUCUCCAAGACCAAACUGAUGAAGAGCCACCAGCUAAACUUUGCAAAAUUGUUGACAAGAGCCAAGCUUUGAAUGUGACUGCCCAGCAGAAAUGGCCUUUACUGAGAGCUAAUAGCAGUGGCCUCUAUAAAUGUGAACUUUGUGAGUUCAACAGCAAAUAUUUUUCUGAUUUAAAGCAGCAUAUGAUCUUGAAGCACAAGCGUACUGAUUCAAACGUGUGUCGAGUAUGCAAAGAGAGUUUCUCUACCAACAUGCUUCUGAUCGAACAUGCCAAACUCCAUGAAGAGGACCCCUACAUAUGUAAAUACUGUGAUUAUAAGACUGUAAUUUUUGAGAACCUCAGCCAGCACAUUGCAGACACCCAUUUUAGUGAUCACCUUUAUUGGUGUGAGCAAUGUGACGUUCAGUUCUCCUCGAGCAGUGAACUCUACCUACAUUUCCAGGAGCACAGCUGCGAUGAACAGUACUUGUGUCAGUUCUGUGAACAUGAAACGAAUGAUCCAGAAGACUUGCAUAGCCAUGUGGUAAAUGAGCAUGCAUGUAAAUUAAUAGAGUUAAGUGAUAAGUAUAACAAUGGAGAACAUGGACAGUAUAGCCUCUUAAGCAAAAUCACAUUUGACAAAUGUAAAAACUUCUUUGUUUGUCAAGUAUGUGGGUUUCGGAGUAGACUUCAUACAAAUGUUAACAGACAUGUUGCUAUUGAACAUACUAAAAUUUUUCCUCAUGUUUGUGAUGACUGUGGGAAAGGCUUCUCAAGUAUGCUAGAAUAUUGCAAACAUUUAAAUUCACAUUUAUCUGAAGGGAUUUAUUUAUGUCAGUACUGUGAAUAUUCAACAGGACAGAUUGAAGAUCUUAAAAUUCAUCUAGAUUUCAAGCAUUCGGCUGAUUUACCUCAUAAAUGUAGUGACUGCCUGAUGAGGUUUGGAAAUGAAAGGGAAUUAAUAAGUCACCUUCCAGUCCAUGAAACAACUUGAUUAUUCUCUUUAACUUCCAUAAUGUUGAUAUGAAAUAAUAAAUUCAACUAUUUUGAAAAUGUUAAAAUGAUUUUAAACACAACUUGUGAGAAUUGUCUUGAACAAGAUCUUUUUAAUUGCCAAUUUUCUUGGUAUUGCUGCCUUUUCAGUAUAUAUUUGUAUCCUAAAUGUGGUAUUUUCAAUGCAUUCGUAGUUUUAACCACUUUUGGUGACUGUCAUCGUGUUUCUUGCAUGUGCUCUGAUUUUGUUGAUAGGAAACAUACACUAAAGAAACUAUAGUUUUCCUUCCAUAAAUACAGGUGUUACAAACUUUUUGUUCUUUAAACUCAAAAUAAGAUCAAUCUUUCAUGGAUGAAGUCAUUAAAGUACUGCACUUCCAGAGCUAAAGUGCUACAUAAUGCACAGUUAAGUCCACUGAUACUCCCGUUAACAAGAGCCAGACCCUGCGUUUGCAUUCCCCAGUAGUUCCUAUCCCCAAGACAGUGGACUCUCCAUCUGUGUGAGUCUUUCAGUGACACUAGGAGCCCUGUGUUACGGUAAGAGGGAAAGAUGUGAUUUUCUUGGCAAUCCUUUUUUUUUUUUUGUAAUCCUUAUUUUAGCCCCUCUCCAUGUGUUAAAUAAUCGUAGAUGGGGAGGAACUGAUAAAGGGGUUAAACGAUAAAGGACAUUUCAUAACUCAUUUAUAAAUGAAAUAGGUCAUUUAUAAUCUGUUCAUAUUUCAUUUUCAGUUAUGCAAUUGCAAAGUCAUGCCUGAACUUCUGAUACCAAAUCAUUUGUUUUCUGAGAAAACCCACUGAAGUAUUAGAAAUAGGAAGGUAUGAGAGGUUGGGGUUGCUGUUACGAGAAGGUAUAAAUUACUUUUGAUAAUGGUAAAUCAAUCUUAGCAUCUGUAUUUUCUGUGGCUGCCAUAACAAAUUAUCACAAACUGAGUGGCUUAAAAAGUAGAAGUUUAUUGUCUCACAGUUGUAGAGGCUAGAAAUUCAAAAUUGAAAUGUUAGCAUAGUUGGUUCCUUCCAAGAGCUGUAAAGGAAGAAUCUGUUCUCGGCUACUCUCCUUGACUUAUAUGUGGUCAUCUUCAUGUCCACAUGGUCUCCCUGUGCCCAAGUCUGUCUCCUUUUUACAAGAUAUCAAGCAGUCAUUGGAUUAAGGCCUGCCUUGCCAAGCUCAUUUUAACCUAAUAAAGACACUAUCCCCAAA
Molecule: messenger RNA, 4763 nt
Organism: Bubalus bubalis (water buffalo)
Lineage: Eukaryota; Metazoa; Chordata; Mammalia; Artiodactyla; Bovidae
Gene: ZNF639
Product: zinc finger protein 639
Exons: 7
Coding region: 2109-3566 (485 amino acids)
Biological process (GO): regulation of transcription by RNA polymerase II
Cellular component (GO): nucleus
Molecular function (GO): RNA polymerase II transcription regulatory region sequence-specific DNA binding; DNA-binding transcription factor activity, RNA polymerase II-specific
Source: RefSeq, a predicted model, not a curated record